Molecule: messenger RNA, 2744 nt
Organism: Grammomys surdaster
Lineage: Eukaryota; Metazoa; Chordata; Mammalia; Rodentia; Muridae
Gene: Clk4
Product: CDC like kinase 4
Exons: 10
Coding region: 1484-2389 (301 amino acids)
Biological process (GO): protein phosphorylation; regulation of RNA splicing
Cellular component (GO): nucleus
Molecular function (GO): protein tyrosine kinase activity; ATP binding
Source: RefSeq, a predicted model, not a curated record
GGGAUGGGAAACUGGGCCGAUUGAAUCUGUCUUUUUCUUUCCAUCAGAUCAGGACACUCAGCUGGGAUCCAUUGACUUCCUGAGGUCCAUGACCUCCAUGAAGUUCUUGCCAAGUUUUGUUUAUGCAUUCGUACGUUUCUUGGGGAAAAGGGUCUACAACUUCCGUCAGGUUCUCAAAGGAAUCUGUAGAUGCACUGUGGCACUAGAAAAUGCUGUUUGCUGUUUCUUGGGUAUUUUUAAAGCAAGAGUCACAGGAAAUUAGAAAGACAAGAAGAGCGGGAGGAUGUCCACAGUCCUGGACCCUUUCUUGUGUGGAAGGUCUGUUUAGAUGUGUUUGGUACACUAGGCAGGCCUCAGAAGUUCUGGUCUCUGUUUCUUAAACAGGAGUAACAGAAAGCUUAGACACGGAAAAGAGGAGAUAGAAUAGGUGACAUAGGACAGUAGUGGCAGUUUGAAAAUAUCUUAGUUUUUGCCACUAGUAAGCUCUGCAACAAUACUAUGUAUCAUUUAGGGAUCUUAAUUGAGUUUUAGUAAAUGAAAGGACUGAAAGAUACUUAAAACUCCUCAUAUCUGUGAUACACAUUCUGGAAGAAGUCUCUGUCAGGGAUAUUUAAAAUGCUUUUAAUUUAAGGGAAAGGAGUCCUCUUUUGCCUUUCUCUAAAUUUGUGGCUCUGAAAGGAAAGGAAGCUAGUUUCAGAUGCCUAUGUUGUACAAUCGAUCAGUGCAUUUCAGAAUAGGUUCACAAGUUUGGUCUUGACUUUUUAGAUGGUAAAGGAACAUUUAAUCAUAAGCAUAUUGUAAUUGAAGCUUUGUUCCUUGGUAUGAAAUGGUUGACAGCAAUUUUCUAAUGUAUGGGAUUUUUUUUUGAGAUGGUUUCAUGUGGCCCAGACUGGCUCCAAACUUGUAGUGUACCUCAGGAUGGCCUUGAAUUCUUGAUCCUCCUGCCCUUAACCUUCCAAGUGCUGAGAUUAAAGUCAUGUCUGGCUAUAGCAAUUUUAUAUGGAAAAAAUAUGGACCUAUUUGGUUAAAAAUUAUUUCUUAAGCUUUCCUAGAUACAUAUAAAUUUCAACUCAUUGAUUUGAAUUUUUCCUUUUAUUGAGUUAGCUGUUUAAACCAAGAAUUCUUGAAAGUUUUGUUUGAACUACAUUAUUCCAGAAUGAAGAGAAUAAUUUGAAAUCCUUUAAUGUGUUCGCAGUCACUAUUUAGAAGCAAGAUGCUUGAAUGAGAGAGAUUAUCGGGACCGGAGAUACAUUGAUGAAUACAGAAAUGAAUACUGCGAAGGAUAUGUUCCAAGACAUUACCAUAGAGACAUUGAAAGCACUUACCGGAUCCAUUGCAGUAAAUCCUCAGUCAGAAGCAGGAGAAGCAGCCCUAAAAGAAAACGUAAUAGACACUGUGCAAGUCAUCAGUCACAUUCGAUGAAAUCGUGGACACUUUAGGUGAAGGGGCCUUUGGCAAAGUUGUAGAGUGCAUUGAUCAUGGCAUGGAUGGCUUACAUGUAGCUGUGAAAAUUGUAAAAAAUGUAGGCCGUUACCGGGAGGCAGCUCGCUCUGAAAUCCAAGUAUUGGAGCAUUUGAACAGUACUGACCCCAACAGUGUCUUCCGAUGUGUCCAGAUGCUAGAAUGGUUUGAUCAUCAUGGUCAUGUUUGUAUUGUAUUUGAGCUGCUGGGACUUAGUACCUAUGAUUUUAUUAAAGAAAAUAGCUUUCUGCCAUUUCAAAUCGAUCACAUCAGGCAAAUGGCUUAUCAGAUCUGCCAAUCUAUAAAUUUUUUACAUCAUAAUAAAUUAACACACACGGAUCUAAAACCUGAAAAUAUUUUAUUUGUGAAGUCUGACUAUGUAGUCAAAUACAAUUCUAAAAUGAAACGAGAUGAGCGCACAUUGAAAAACACAGAUAUCAAAGUUGUUGACUUUGGAAGUGCAACAUAUGAUGACGAACAUCAUAGUACUCUGGUGUCCACAAGGCACUACAGGGCUCCAGAGGUCAUUUUGGCUUUAGGUUGGUCUCAGCCUUGUGAUGUUUGGAGCAUAGGCUGCAUUCUUAUUGAAUAUUACCUUGGGUUCACAGUCUUUCAGACUCAUGAUAGCAAAGAGCACCUGGCAAUGAUGGAACGGAUAUUAGGACCCAUCCCAGCACAUAUGAUCCAAAAGACAAGGAAACGCAAGUAUUUCCACCAUAACCAGCUAGAUUGGGAUGAGCACAGUUCAGCCGGGAGAUAUGUUAGGAGACGCUGCAAGCCAUUAAAGGAGUUUAUGCUGUGUCACGAUGAAGAGCACGAGAAGCUGUUUGACCUGGUUCGAAGAAUGCUGGAGUAUGACCCAACAAAAAGGAUUACCUUGGAUGAAGCCUUGCAGCACCCUUUCUUUGACUUAUUAAAAAGGAAAUGAAUGGGACUCGGUGGUCUUCCUACAUACUUCUCUAGGAGCAAUUACUUUAAGACUGUGUCAGUCAACUAAAUAUUCUAAUAUUUUUGUAAACAUUAAAUUAUUUUGUACAGUUAAGUGUAAAUACUUGUAUGUUUUGUAUCAAUAGCAUAACUACCUUGUUAAGUAUGGUGUUGAUAAUGAAUGUAAUAUAAGAGUUAAAGUGAAUCUUCCUUUUGAUGUUAAUUGCCAUUUUUAAAAACCUUUAGAAUGCCUUUUGUGUCCAGUGAUAAACGUGAUUGGUCUUGUCUUUUGUACAUGAAGGUUGACUCUGAAUUGAUUUUUUUUUUCCUCAAGUAAAAGGAAAUCUUGACCACUU